Messenger RNA from Oryza brachyantha (malo sina), 2425 nucleotides. Its product is annotated as F-box protein At5g46170-like. The transcript is spliced from 2 exons. The record is from RefSeq and is a predicted model, not a curated record. Lineage: Eukaryota; Viridiplantae; Streptophyta; Magnoliopsida; Poales; Poaceae. The coding region runs from base 367 to 1590 and encodes 407 amino acids. Gene Ontology annotation, molecular function: protein binding.
CUGUGUGUGUGGGUGUGUGCCGUCGUCGCCUGCGACGUACGCGCGCGCACCGGCGAAAAGGGCGUGUUCCCAACACGGCUCCCCAAUCAGCGGGGUGAGGCGGACACGUCGCCCACGCCCACCCAUACCAUACCACACCACACGAGCCAAACCCACCUCACGCGCAGCCGCCGUGCCGUGCCGUGCGGCGUCCCGUGCGUGGGCUACUGAAGCUACACUCUCGCCUCCCUCUCGCUCGAUUUCCACCGAAAAAAUUCCCCUCCUCCAGCUCUCUGGCGACUCUGGCGCACGCACACCCUCUCAGGCCCAGCGCCGACGCAUCCGGAUCCCGAUCUGCGAGCUCGCUGCUGUUGGGCGGUGUUGGGGAUGGAAGGGCAGCGGGAGGGGUGGCCGCGCGGCGGCGUGGGGGAGGGGGGUGAGCGGGAGGAGGAGGAGGUGGCUGAGGACCAGUUCGAGCGGCUGCCCGACGAGGUGCUCCUCGACGUGUUCGACCGAAUCGGCGACGUGAAGGCGCUCGGGCGAUGCGCGCUCGUCUCGCGGCGGUUCCACGCGCUCGUCCCGCUCGUCGACUCGGUGUUCGUCCGCGUCGACUGCGUCAUAUCCGACGACCCGGCCCCUUCGUCGGCGGGCUCCGCGCAGGCGGCGGAGGGUGGACCCCCCGCCGCGCGGGGCCGCGGCGCGCUCGCGCAUCUCGCGCGCCUGGUGCUCGGCGGCAUCGUCAGGCCCAUCCAGGCGCUCGGGCAGAUCCUCUCCCCCGCCGCGGCGUCCGUCUCCCGGCGCUCCGCCGCGGCCCCGCCCUCCACGCCGCCUCCGGCCGCCGCGGACAUCUCCCACCAUUCGCCGUCCGAGGUCCUCCGCUCCUUCAAGGAGCUGCGCAGCCUCCGCAUCGAGCUGCCCUCAGGCGAGCUCGGCAUCGAGGACGGCGUGCUCCUCAAGUGGAAGGCUGACUUUGGGUCCACACUCGGCAGCUGCGUCAUACUCGGUGCAUCAUCUGUUUCAUCGAAACCACCUCCACCUCCGGCCGCGCCACCCCCAACUGCGGCGGACAUCUCGGCUGCCUCUCCCGAUUCCAGCAGAGAGCCUGAUGAAUUGGGAAAUAUUCCAGAGUCACUCUAUACGAAUGGAGGGCUGAAGCUCCGCGUUGUCUGGACGAUCAGCUCGCUCAUUGCUGCUUCGGCACGGCAUUACUUGCUUCAGCCGAUCAUCGCUGAUCACUCAACUCUCGAGAGCUUGGACCUGACGGAUGCUGAUGGGCAGGGCGUCCUCACUAUGAACAAGAGACAGCUGCAGGAGCUGCGUGUUCGGCCUGUGUCAGCCUCUGGGAACUCACAUCGCACGCUCAUGCCAGCACUCAGUAUGCGACUAUGGUAUGCUCCGCAUAUUGAGCUUCCUGGGGGACAACUGCUGAAGGGUGCUACCCUGGUUGCAAUCAGACCAAGUGAGGAUGUUCUAAGGGAAGGGGGAGGAGUCGAGGCUGCUGGUCCGACAGGUGCUAGCUGGAUUGUAGAUGCCUUUGAGGAGCCAUAUCGAACAGCAGCACAGGUGCUUCUCAAGCGGCGGACAUAUAGCCUUGAAAUGAACUCAUUCUGACCAUCAGGGAGGCUUUUUCAGAGAAUUUUACACUUUGGGAAAGAAUUCUUGUGUACUGAGCCCAAAAGGACAUAGGGCUUUCCAUUUUCACCUCCGUCAUGUUUGCUUGCCUGGAUUAUGUACUGAGCUGGUCCUAUAAUUUGCAGUAGCAUCAUGUGCUUGAUGUUUCCCUGUUGGCAACUUGGCAUGAUUGAUACAAAAUAGGAGAAAAGUAACAAGUUGUAGGAGCUUAUCUUUUGGAGAAUUGUUCAAGUGGCCUCCAGAUUUUCUGAUGUGCCAUUUUACUUUCCUUUACCCUGAUUUAUUUGUAAAACACUUUUAUCACGGAUCGAAGGUUUUUGAAUUGUUAAAUGGCAGUUCGUUUGAUGAAACGACUGGAAAUUACUAGUAAGCGCUUGAAGGUUGGUUUCUGUACUUCUGUUUAGGGGAAGGACAUAGUGCUUGGCGGCUGGAAGUCAUAUGUCAGAACCCUACUCUGUUGUGCCUCGAUGUUCUAAAAUCCUUCACUAUGACUAGAAUGAAGAAUAUCACCAAUUUGGAACUUGAGUAACAAUGCCUUUCUCUGGUUUAUCUCUUACUACUACUAUACUUCAGUCCUAUGUCAGUCAGAGUGUCAGACUAAGGUUCUUCAUCAUUAUUGCCAGUGCACGUUUGCAAUUGAUUCUUUUGUUUCCCACUGUAUUUCAUGUUUAUGCGUCCUUUACCAGUUUUUAGAACGACUGAGGUGUUUAUUGAUAAAGACGAUGCACUAUUUUUAACAGGUCUUAUUAUAUUCUGGUAGGUGCAAAAGGUUGUGCUUCAUUGGAUUAUUUGACUGAACUGAUUUUCACUGUUA